AUGCUCAAGCAAGCUCAGCCAGAGACCCAGGUCGCGGGGGGCGAGGACCCUGAACGUCGACUGCCGCCGUAUGAUGUCGAAUUCAAUGACUCAGACCCGCAGAAUGCAGGCGAGGCGAAGAAGUCCGCAAGCAAUGAUCCAUUUGGGUCUGAAGAUGUUGCGGAAGUAAAGUAUCGCACAAUGACGUGGUGGCAGUGUGGAAUGCUCAUGAUUGCGGAGAAUGUCUCUCUGGGAAUCCUCUCCAUCCCCUCCACUAUGGCAGUUCUAGGAAUGGUCCCUGCCGCCAUCCUUAUUGUCUUUCUAUCAGCCAUCUCAUGGUAUACUGGCUAUAUCAUCGGACAGUUCAAAGUUCGCUACCCACAUGUCCACAGUAUGGGUGAUGCCGGAGAAAUCAUCUUCGGCCCCGCUGGACGUGUCUUGUUGGAGCUUGCACAGCUUCUUCUUUUGAUCUUCGUGAUGGCAAGCCAUAUCCUCACAGGCACGAUUUUGUUGAGCACCAUCACUAAAAGCGCAGUUUGUGGCAUCGUCUUUGGCGUUGUCUCACUAAUUAUCUGCUUCCUCGGUGCUCUUCCUCGUACCAUGGCACGAGUCUAUUGGCUAUCGACUAUCUCUUUUGCAAGUAUCAUCAUUACGACUAUCGUGACCAUGGUCAGUAUCGGAGUUCAAUCCGAGGAUCCCGUGGAGUACCAUGCUUUCCGCCAGAUUAGCUUUUAUGAAGGGUUUUUGGCAUUCACCAACAUCAUGUUUGGUUUCAUUGUCCAUGUUACCUUCUUUGGUCUGAUCUCGGAAACGCAAAGCCCAGAGCAGUUCCCUAAGUCUUUGGCCAUGCUUCAAAUCACAGAUACUGUUCUGUAUCUUGUGGCAGGUCUUGUGAUUUAUCGAUACUCUGGUCAAGACGUCAAGUCUCCUGCUCCCUCUUCCGCAGGCCCUUUGAUGAAGAGAAUUUGCUUCGGCCUCGCUAUUCCAACAGUCUACAUCGCUGGAAUUGUUGUUGGUCAUGUUGCCUGCAAGUAUGUCUACGUUCGAAUUCUGCGCGGCUCAAGCCACAUGCACAGAAACAGCUUCGUUGGUAUUGGAACUUGGGUUGGCAUUGCAGGCCUUCUUUGGACCAUCGCCUGGAUCAUCGCUGAGUCGAUCCCUGGAUUCAACGAUCUCCUGAGUUUCAUCAGUGCACUUUUCGGAAGUAUUCUGAGUUAUGCAAUCCCUGCCAUCUUCUGGCUCUACAUGAACAAAGGCCGCUACACCUCCACGAUCUCAAAGACUUGUCUUACUGUUCUCAAUCUCGUUAUCUUCGGCAUCGGAUGCUUCAUGUGUGGAGCUGGAUUGUACGUUUCAGGCAGGGCUCUCAAAGAGAAUUCCGCUCACAGUAGUUGGUCGUGUGCUGUGAGCACCUGA
Messenger RNA from Penicillium olsonii, 1395 nucleotides. NCBI's taxonomy places the organism in Eukaryota, Fungi, Ascomycota, Eurotiomycetes, Eurotiales, Aspergillaceae. The record is from the annotation of a GenBank genome assembly.